UGCAGAGGAAGUUCUGCAAAUCAGAGGAGAUGAAACCGAUAGCAUUUAUUUGGCUGGUCUUCGUGGGACCUUACUGCCAGUUUGGUCAUAGAUUCAUUUAUAUGUAACUACAGGCUAGAAUAGAAUAGACCCAUAUAUACUGUAGGCAAAACCGGUCCUGUGUGUAGAUUAUAUUCCAGGGACUCGGCUGAAGUCAUCUGUCAGAAUACAGCAGGAGUCGGUGUGCGGAGAGUCCCUGCACUAGCCCGGCAGGAUAUCAUCCAGGCACAGCCAUGCCUGCUCCCAGCCCUCGAUAAGCUGCACAUGUUUUUGGGAGGAGGGAGCUGGUUUUCUUACCUUGCCCCAGCUGCAGACUUCUCACGACGGAUGCAGGCUCACAAUGUGAAUCAGACAGACGCGCCGCAGCAGCCUAGGGAGACGAGCAGCUUUUGGCCUGUCUUUUGUGCGGUGAAAUCUGGGGAUUAAAGAGAAAGAGAGGAAGACGGACUCGAUUAAAAUGCCAUCCAAAGGGAAAUAUCUAAUCAAGGACAACGAGAACUGGAUGAUUACGCAUUCACUUUACGAAAAGUACCAGUGCAUAAGCCAGCACUAUCCACUGCUGCUCAUUUUACUGUUUGUGGUGGGGACGGCUUGUGUGACUCUGAUCGUCAUCUUCUUCACGACCAACAAAGAUCCCUCCAAGCACCUCGCCUUUAUAAUUGUAGUGUUCGUGGCCCUGGUGAUAUUCGGCACUCUCUACGUUUUGGUGUACACAGAAUCAUUUGUGCGAAAGUGGCUGCAAGUCUUUUCCUUGGUGAUCUACACGUGCCUUCUAACCAUUGGAUAUGUAUUAAUUUAUGAUCCAAACAACGUCCAGACAUGGGACCAGGUGCCCUUCUUCCUGUUUAUAACGUUCUCGGUGUACACCAUGCUGCCCUUGGGGAUGCGAGGCUGCCUGAUCAUCAGCAUCCUCUCCGGAAUGUCCCACAUUGUUGUCAUUAGUAUCACAGUCAUGACGUACCCAAACACCCGUGACACCAUUGCAUUUGAGCUUAUUGCAAAUGCUAUUAUAUUCCUCUGUGGGAAUCUGAUGGGAGCAUUUCACAAGUACCACAUGCAGGAUGCCUCCAGAGAUCUGUACAGCUACACAGUGAAGUGCAUUCGGGUAAAGAUGAAACUGGAAAUGCAAAAGAGGCAGCAGGAGAGCCUUCUGUUGUCCGUACUGCCCGUCUAUAUUUCAAUGGAGAUGAAGUUGGCUAUUCAGGACAGACUAAAGGAAACCAACGACAAUCGCCAGCCAGACAAAAACUUCCAUAGCUUAUAUGUAAAGCGGCACCAAAAUGUCAGCAUUCUGUAUGCAGAUAUCGUGGGCUUCACUCGACUUGCCAGUGACUGUUCACCAAAGGAACUUGUGGUCAUGCUGAAUGAGCUGUUCGGAAAGUUUGACCAGAUAGCUAAGGAAAAUGAAUGUAUGAGGAUUAAGAUUUUAGGGGAUUGCUAUUACUGCGUCUCUGGCCUACCAGUGUCCUUACCUAACAACGCAAAGAACUGUGUCAAAAUGGGGCUGGAUAUGUGUGAAGCAAUAAAACUGGUGAGAGAAGCUACAGGGGCGGAUAUCAACAUGCGGGUUGGAGUGCAUUCUGGCAAUGUUCUCUGUGGAGUUAUUGGACUGCGAAAGUGGCAGUUUGACGUUUGGUCACAUGAUGUCUCAUUAGCCAAUCGCAUGGAAUCAGCAGGAGUACCGGGUCGAGUUCACAUCACCGAAGCAACAUUGAGGCACUUGAAUGGAGCCUACUGUGUAGAAGAUGGACAUGGGGAGCUCAGAGACCCCUACUUGAAAGAAAUGAACAUUAAAACCUACCUAGUCAUUGAUCCAAGAUCAAAAGAACGCCAGAUCCAGAACCACCACAUUGCCAGGACGCGAGUAAAUGAUGGUCUAAAGGUUCGACCGUCAGUCCGCAUGACAAGAUAUUUGGAAUCAUGGGGGGCAGCAAGACCUUUCUCUCAUCUUGACUCCACUGAGCCCUCUACCACUGUGACACCUGUUACAAAUGGAAAGCCAAAACGGGAAAUUGCUCUGCAAAGUAUGGGGUGCCAGGUUAAUACAGAAAGGACUGUUUCACAAAAACGGAACCAGGAGGAAGAACUUCAUGACAGAAUGCUGAACACAAUCGAUGGCCUCAGUUCGGUGAAGCCCUGGUUUGGGAAAUCUGAUGACUUUUAUGCAUUCCUACUUUUUUUCACUGCUGAUGGUCUAGAAAGAGAGUAUCGCACCAUCAGAAUUCCGAAGAUCCGAAAUUACUUCCUGUGUGCCAGUGUUGUGUUCUUCUGCAUAUUCUUAGUUCAAAUUUUGGUUAUGCCAAGGAGUGUGAAGCUGGGGGUUUCGUUUGCUGUGGUGUUCGUAUUAAUCCUUUGCGCACUACUAAUCUGCUAUGCAGACAAGGGCGUGCGUUUCUGUGACGAGAGUUCGCCCAUGUCACAUGUCUUAUGUUCAAUAGCUGAAAAUGUGGAGACGAAACCACUAGUGCGAGUUCUUUUAGCAGCGCUGACCAUUGGAGCCCUGCUGGUGAUUGCCAUUCUUAAUCUGCCUCUAGAUGACGCUCUACAGAACUGCAAUGGGUCGAGCCCAGAAACAGAUGCUUGUCAAAGUAUACCUUAUUAUAUCUACUGCUGUAUUUUGGGCUUCAUUGCAUGUUCUGUAUUCCUACGAAUGAGCUUCGAACUUAAGAUGCUCCUGUUAUCAGCCGCCUUCAUCGUGUACAACGUGAUCAUCUUCCAUACGCACUCAGACUUGUUCAGGGGAGCCUUCCCAACCAAAAGUAAUUCUGGGAUCCUGAAAGACCUGCAGCAGAUGUCCUGCUUUUACCUUUCUUUAUUCUACGUGACACUCGUCUUAUUGGCGAGGCAGGUUGACUAUUACUCUAGGCUAGAUUGUUUGUGGAAGAAGAAAUUCAGGAAGGAAGAUGAGGAGAUUGAAACGAUGGAGAAUCUAAAUCGUCUUCUACUAGAGAAUGUACUUCCCGCACACGUGGCUGCAUAUUUCAUUGUGGACAACAAAAUGAAUGAGGAUCUCUACCACCAGUCGUAUGACUGCGUCUGUGUGAUGUUCGCCUCCGUGCCAGAGUUUAAGGUCUUCUACACAGAGUGUGAUGUCAAUAAAGAAGGCCUGGAAUGCCUGCGGCUUUUAAAUGAGAUUAUAGCCGAUUUUGAUGAGCUUCUAAUGAAACCAAAAUUCAGCGGUGUGGAGAAAAUAAAGACAAUUGGAAGUACGUACAUGGCAGCAACAGGUCUAACGGUAACCCCUGGACAAGAAAAUAACCAGGACCAGGAAAAAAAGAACGCACAGAUAGGAAUCACUGUGGAAUAUGCCAUGGCGCUAAUGCAAAAGCUGGAUGGAAUCAAUAGGCAUUCUUUUAAUAACUUUCGCCUGCGUGUAGGGAUAAACCACGGGCCUGUCAUUGCUGGAGUGAUCGGGGCUAGAAAACCACAAUAUGACAUUUGGGGGAAUACAGUGAAUGUGGCCAGCAGGAUGGAGAGCACAGGAGAACUUGGAAAAAUCCAGGUGACAGAAGAGACGUGCCGUAUUUUGGAAGGCUUAGGUUAUUCCUGUGAGUGCCGAGGACUGAUCAACGUUAAAGGGAAGGGAGAGCUCAGGACGUACUUUGUUUGCACAGACAUGGCCAAAUCCCAGAGCAUUGCAAUGAACUGACUUUGCACGUGUUAUUUCUUUGUGGAUUUAAAAUGUUUGGAGCGUGCGUGCUGCCUAAUUUUACAUGAAGACUUUGCCAAGUAAUUAGCUCAUUCCGAUGGAAGAGAUGCCUUUUACUGGACCAUUGGCAUGGCUGUAAUAUCCUGCACUGGAAGUGCCGGGAGAAUAUUACACAAAGCGUACUACAUAUACAGUAUUUCUUACCCAACAGUGGAAUGCCAGAGGACGGGUGGUUCAUACCUCAAAGUUAUGACUCUGCAGGACCUUGUUUUUUUUAGAAACUCUUUCCUAGGUUGUUUCUACAGGACUGUAAUUGCUUCUCUUGGAAACAGAACGCAGAUGAGUAAUAAUGAAAGGGCCUCAACAGUGAUAAUACAUAUCAAUGCCACAGGUGAACCCUUUGUUGGGAGGCAAUAACAGUAGUGAUCAUACAUAGAUGUCAGCAGGUGAAUGGAUGCCCCGGCCGGGUAAGAACAACUUGGUGAGGUCAACAGAGAAAUGAACAGUCUGCUUCCCUUAAAAGGGCUGUCCCAUGACAAACACUUAUCCCUUAGUUAAGUGUCUGAUUGGUGGGGUCCAAUCACUCUUUGGGGCCACCACCGAUCAUUGGAAAUUAGGUGUCUGAUUGGUGGGGUCCAAUCAUUCUUUGGGGCCACCACUGAUCAUGAGAAAUUAGGUGUCUGAUUGGUGGGGUCCAAUCAUUCUUUGGGGCCACCACUGAUCAUGAGAAAUUAGGUGUCUGAUUGGUGGAGUCCAAUCAUUCUUUGGGGCCACCACUGAUCAUGAGAAAUUAAGUGUCUGAUUGGUGGGGUCCAAUCACUCUUUGGGGCCACCACUGAUCAUGUCUGAUUGGUGGGGUCCAAUCACUUUGGAACCACCACCGAUCAUGGGAAAUUAGGUGUCUGAUUGGCAGGGUCCAAUCACUCUUUCGGGGCCGCUACCAAUGAUGAGAACAGAGAUUCCAUGUUCCCUCAUUUGAAUGGAGGGCGUUCACACUUGCACACUGCCGAUCGAUCUAGCUCUAUGGGACUGUUGAAGAUAGCUGAGUUAUAGUAUGAUGGGUGAUAAUGAUAACCCAUUGUUUGACUGUAGGGCAAAGGAACAAUGAUUAUGUAUGAGAGAUUUAAUGGCGGAAUGAUUUUUAUUUUUUUAUCAAGCUUCACUGAUUUUAGCUCUCAAGUCAAUACAGUUGGGUGAGUAUAGUACAUACGACUCUAUAUUUACCAGUUUUAUACUAUUAGGCCUUAUGUGCACAGCCUUACCAUGGAUCCUUAAUAAGUCGCCCAGAGUCUGCUCUAGAUUCGUAUUGUACUUCUGUGUUUGCUGACUUUAUACACAGAAAGCUUUAGUGGUAUUAUUAUAUUUUUUUUUUACAUUUAGCAUUAAGUUUGAGAAAGUUUAAAAAAAAGUUUAAUUAAAAACAUGCAAGCUCCAAAUAUAUAAAAAAUAGAGGGGUAAAGGGGAGGUGUAUAGUAUUGAAAGCCAUGACUUCCCAUUCACUGCCAUGGAGCAAGAAAUACAUAGGAAUUCACACAGAUAAAUGCGCCAACUGAUGUCAAAUACUUUUUAAGCUACUGUCCUUGCAGCCAGAAGAAAUGUCACAGUCUGUGGUUAUAUUAAUCAGCAGUGCUGUGGGUUAAUAAUGUAAGUUUAUGUGUGUGUAUACCGUCAUGCACUUGUGUGGCAAUAUGCGGGCUUCCAAAAGUGUUCCCAGUAACCUCAGUGUCAUGGAUUGAAUCAAAUAAAUGUGAAACAAAUCAGCAGAGAACAUUGGCUGGAGCCCUGGCGUGUGCCGCUCUGCAGAGCUCCAGGGUCCCCCCACACUGGUACCUCCAGUAUUGCUGGUGUGCUCCUCUCCACCUGGGAGUUUACCCUCGUGAUGUACAAGCAGUUUUCUAUUUCAUCAUCGCAUAAGAGUCAUAACUUCUUUUUUUUGCAACCACAUACGGUAACCAUUUAGGGGUGGAUAUAAUUUAUAAUUUUUUUUGUUUUUCAUUUUUCUGGUGUUUACUGUGCAGUAUAAAUAACAUGUAACCUGAUGCGUCAGUACAGUUGGUGCAAUACCAAAUCCAUAUAGUUUUUGUAUGUUUAACUACUUUUGCACAAUUAAAAUUUUAGCAAAAAAAUAUAUUUGUCACCCAUUACCUUUUUUUUUUUUUUUUCAGUUGACGGAGAUGUGUGAGGACUUA
This is a messenger RNA of Bufo gargarizans (Asiatic toad), 5877 nucleotides long. It is a transcript of the gene ADCY7, whose product is annotated as adenylate cyclase 7. Gene Ontology annotation, biological process: intracellular signal transduction; adenylate cyclase-activating G protein-coupled receptor signaling pathway; cAMP biosynthetic process. Gene Ontology annotation, cellular component: plasma membrane. The transcript has 26 exons. Gene Ontology annotation, molecular function: adenylate cyclase activity. The record is from RefSeq and is a predicted model, not a curated record. Lineage: Eukaryota; Metazoa; Chordata; Amphibia; Anura; Bufonidae. Bases 497 to 3688 code for a protein of 1063 amino acids.